GGCAGGGCAAUCAGACAAAAUUCUGCUCCUGCUAACAAAUGUAGUAUAUAUUGUUGAAGUGGAGGUGGAGGAAGUCUCAACGUGUGGCCAUCAAAGCAACGCCUUUCUCUUCCACGCCUGCACAGCCCUUCUUAAUCUCGACUCCCUAAAUCUCUCUCAUUUUCUGCAAAAGAUAGUAAUGGAGACUGAAAAGAAGCAAACCCGGGGGGAGAUUGAAACGCCAACCAAUAUUACAAUCAAAGGCAUUCUUGGAUUGUUAAUGGCGAAUAUUGAAGGCAGUGAGGGUGAUGACAGUAAAAAGGUGAUAUCUUUGGGGAUGGGUGACCCCACUGCUUAUUCUUGCUUUCACUCUCCUGCUCUAGCUCAACAGGCUGUUUCUGACACUCUCUCUUCUUACAAGUUCAAUGGCUAUUCUCCCACUGUUGGUCUCCCUCAAACCCGAAAGGCAAUUGCAGACUAUUUGUCUCGUGACCUUCCAGAAAAGGUAUCAGCAGAUGAUGUUUAUGUAACAGCUGGCUGCACUCAAGCCAUUGAAACAGCACUGUCAAUUCUGGCUUACCCUGGAGCUAAUAUCUUGCUGCCAAGACCAGGGUUUCCAAUUUAUGCACUCUGUGCUGCUUUUAGACACCUUGAAGUUAGAUAUUAUGAUCUUCUCCCUGAGAAAGCCUGGGAGGUUGAUCUCAAUGCUGUUGAGUCUCUUGCAGAUCAGAAUACUAUUGCAGUGGUGAUUAUAAAUCCUGGGAAUCCCUGUGGGAAUGUGUAUACUUAUCAGCAUCUCAAAGAGAUUGCAGAAACUGCAAACAAGCUCAAACUCAUUGUAAUUGCAGAUGAAGUAUAUGGGCACUUAGCUUUUGGAACUAACCCUUUUGUUCCAAUGGGAGUUUUUGGAUCUAUUGCCCCUGUGCUUACUCUAGGAUCCUUGUCAAAGAGAUGGUUAGUUCCCGGAUGGCGCCUUGGUUGGCUAGUCAUAAACGAUCCUAACGGCACCAUAAAAACCCCCAAGUUUGUUGAGCGCAUUAAAAAGUACUGCGAUAUCUGUGGAGGUCCUGCCACCUUUAUCCAGGCAGCAGUCCCUCGUAUUAUUCAGCAAACCGAAGAGGUUUUCUUUAGGAAGACCAUUAACAUGUUGAAGGGGACUUCAGAUAUCUGUUGUGAAAAGAUUAAGGAGAUUCCAUGUCUCACUUGCACACAUAAACCACAAGGAUCAAUGGCUGUUAUGGUAAAGCUGAAUCUGUCCUUGCUAAGAGACAUCAGUGAUGAUAUUGACUUCUGCUUCAAGCUGGCCAAGGAGGAGUCUGUCAUAAUUCUUCCAGGAUUGGCUGUGGGUCUCAAGAAUUGGCUGCGAAUUACUUUUGCUGCAGAACCAUCUUCCCUUGAAGAAGCACUGGGAAGGGUUAAGUCUUUCUGUCAGAGGCAUUCAUAUCAAGAAAAUGGGCACUGCUAGUUGAAGCUAGAGUUGCGUAGAGUUAGCUUUUUACAGAAUAUAGAAAAUGGAGUUUGAUACAAAUAUGCAAGUAGUAGUGUCAAUGUGUCAGUUCUCAAGAACUGAUAUUGUGCAAUUACACCCACCUAAUGGCCUUAUACUCUUACUUUGAAGCAUGAAGUAGUCAAACCAUAUGUUCUGCAUUACCAUAAUAUAUGUACUGAUUAUACUUGGAAGUUGUGGUUGUAAAAGUUGAAAUACAUUCUUGCUUAUAAAUGAAAGUUACUUGUAUGUCUA
This is a messenger RNA of Ipomoea nil (Japanese morning glory), 1720 nucleotides long. RefSeq names its product probable aminotransferase TAT2. NCBI's taxonomy places the organism in Eukaryota, Viridiplantae, Streptophyta, Magnoliopsida, Solanales, Convolvulaceae. The record is from RefSeq and is a predicted model, not a curated record. The transcript is spliced from 7 exons. Gene Ontology annotation, biological process: amino acid metabolic process; biosynthetic process. The coding region runs from base 179 to 1444 and encodes 421 amino acids. Gene Ontology annotation, molecular function: transaminase activity; pyridoxal phosphate binding.